AUGAACCAUCUGUGUUUUUAUUCACUGCUCAUGGGUAAAGAGUCUAAAAUGAUUCUUCGCUGGGCUGAUAUUACAAAACUGGAACAGGACAAUAAUAUGUUCUUGCUUCCUGACAGUAUUAAAGUCUCCACAAGGGAUGCAAGCCACUAUUUCUCUAUGCUGCUACACAGCAACGAAACUUUCAGCAUCAUGGAGCAGCUAGCCAAUUUGGCAAUGAAACAACUUAUGCAGGAGCCAGGUUUUCAGGAGGACAAAUCAUUAGUGGCCAAACUGAAAUCUGUUAAAAAGAGACGAAGGAUAUCUAUACUGAGGAGAGACUUGGAUGCUAAAGCACGCAGUGAAAAAUUCAGGUUGGCCUUCCAGCUGCCAGUGACUGAGAAACUGGACAGUGACAUGGAGUGCACAUUAUGGGCACCUUACAACAAGCAACAUAUUGGAGGCCGGCUUUACAUCUCAAACAACUUCAUGUGUUUUGCCAGUAAGGUUGCAGACCUUGUUAAAGUAACUAUUCCACUGAGGGAUGUUUCUGUUCUGGAAAAGAUCGACAACUCAGUGUCUGGAAGUCUCAUCAACAAGGCAAUAUUAGUGACCACAAAGAGUAAGGUCAAUUUCACAUUUUCGGAAUUUCGCAACCGCGACCUGGUGCUUGAGAAGCUGUCUGAUUUCAUAUCCAUGCAGCCAAUCAUACGAAGGUAUCCUGCACUGCUGAGCAUGUUUGCUGGGACAGAGAAUGUGGAGCCUUCGGCUGCAGACAGAGCACGAGAAGCAGCAAAACAACAUAUGUGGGAUUUAAAUUUUGCUGAGUUUGGCAGAGGGGUGUCGAUGUAUCGGACACCAGAGACCCACCAGCUGGUCAUCAGAGGUAUCCCAGACUGCUACAGGGGGGAGAUGUGGCUGGUAUUCUCUGGAGCUGUCAAUGAGAUGGCCACCCAUCCUGGAUACUAUGCAGACGCUGUGAGACAAAGUCAGGGCCAUCCCUCAGCAGUCACUGAAGAAAUAGAGAAAGAUCUAUACAGAUCUCUCCCAGAACAUCCUGCAUUCCAGAGUGAUCAUGGGAUUGGGGCCUUGAGACGAGUGCUGACUGCAUAUGCUUGGAGAAAUCCAACAAUUGGUUACUGCCAAGCCAUGAACAUUGUAGCCAGUGUGUUACUGCUGUAUGUUAGUGAAGAGGAGGCAUUUUGGCUUCUGACGGCCAUUUGUGAGAGGCUGUUGCCAGAUUAUUACAACACCAAGGUGGUUGGGGCUUUAAUAGAUCAAGGUGUGUUCCAGGACUUGGUCUAUGAACAUCUCCCUGCCCUGUAUAACAAGCUGGAUGUUCUGGGUCUUCUAAACAUGAUCUCAUUAUCAUGGUUUCUCACCAUUUUUAUCAGUGUCAUGCCAUUCAGCUGUGCUGUCAACAUCCUAGAUUAUUUUUUCUAUGGCGGAGCCCGA
Messenger RNA from Candidula unifasciata, 1431 nucleotides. NCBI's taxonomy places the organism in Eukaryota, Metazoa, Mollusca, Gastropoda, Stylommatophora, Geomitridae. The record is from the annotation of a GenBank genome assembly.